CUUUGUCCGGAUCAAGUAUUUAAGCAGAACUUUCCAACAGACCAGCACAGUUUGGGCUAACCUUCCAAAGAAACUGCUCCAAAAAGAUCACCAUGCUGAAAGAAAUUUGCUUUUUGUUGAUGGUCACUUAUGUGACAGCAACUUACAGCACAGGUUAUCCCACCUAUCCAAGCUACCCUAGCUACCCAUCUUAUCCCCCUGUCCCGACCUAUCCCUCUGGUGGAUACAGAUACGUCAUUUACGUUCAAUACCUGUACUACCUGUACAUCACCUACGGACCCAACUCUGUCCAAUACACCCAGUACUACCAAUAUCUGGUCAGACUGCACAUCAUCCCUGUAGGAUUCAAUUUCGGAUCUGGUGGUUUCCCUGGAGGAUUCCCUGGUGGUAUUGGCGGAAGUAGAAUUAUAGGAGGCGGUAGUGGAACUAUCCCACUUGGAAGCGGUUACAUUCCUAGUGGUGGAUCUCCAUAUGGACCUGGUAUUGGUGGAAUCGGAGGAGGAUUUCCAUCAGGAAGUUCUCUUAGUAUCUCAAGUGGAAGCACUGGUUUCUCAUCUGGAUUCCCAAGCGGUGGAUUCCCAAGCGGUGGAUUUCCAAGCGGCGGUUUCCCAAGCGGUGGAUUCCCAAGUGGCGGAUCCACCAGCUUCUCAAGUGGUGGCUCCUUUUUGAGUAGCGGUGGUAGCGGUCUUGGAGGACUAGGAGGCGGAAUUGGAGGUGGACUUGGCGGAAUUGGAGGCGGAAUUGGAGGUGGACUUGGCGGAAUUGGAGGUGGACUCGGCGGAAUUGGAGGUGGACUUGGCGGUGGAUUAGGCGGAAUCGGCGGUGGAUUAGGCGGAAUCGGCGGUGGAUUAGGAGGAAUUGGCGGUGGAUUAGGCGGAAUCGGCGGUGGAUUAGGAGGAAUCGGCGGUGGAUUAGGAGGUGGUUUAGGAGGCGGACUCGGCGGUGGAUUAGGAGGAAUCGGCGGUGGAUUAGGAGGUGGUUUAGGAGGUGGACUUGGCGGAGGAUUAGGAGGAGGCGGACUCGGUGGUGGUUUUGGUGGAAAAAAAAGUGGUUACUACUAAAUUACCACCUCACUGAUGACGACUGAUAUGAACUGGACUCUCAUUUCUAUUGUUUACUUAUUAUAAGGUUGUGGAAUAAAGAGAUGACGCCCAAGCAAAGUUUUAUUUGUUUU
This is a messenger RNA of Magallana angulata, 1174 nucleotides long. RefSeq lists its product as uncharacterized. Lineage: Eukaryota; Metazoa; Mollusca; Bivalvia; Ostreida; Ostreidae. Bases 93 to 1061 code for a protein of 322 amino acids. The record is from RefSeq and is a predicted model, not a curated record. The transcript is spliced from 4 exons.